Messenger RNA from Darwinula stevensoni, 1653 nucleotides. The record is from the annotation of a GenBank genome assembly. NCBI's taxonomy places the organism in Eukaryota, Metazoa, Arthropoda, Ostracoda, Podocopida, Darwinulidae.
AUGCGAGAUCUCGCGACGAAACGCAACGAAAAAUGCGGUUCCUCUUUGAAGCUGGAGUACGGGGAGGAGACAUGGUACGACAUAUUGGAGGCGGCGGGAGCGGCCCGGAACAUCAUAUUUUCCACUCACAAAAUUUAUCCGGACGACUUGAUCGCGAAAAUCGGGAUCGCGUGCGCGGAGAUGACAGACGGAACCGCGAAGACCGAAGACUUUCUCGAGUUUUUCGGUCGCUGCUUCGUCAGGCAAGUACAGUAUUGGAGUCACUACGGCUACGACAAGUUCGCCCAUGCGACGGGAAGGUAUUACAGGGAUUUCCUGAAAGGCAUCGACAACAUACACCAUCAGAUGAGGUUCAGUUACCCGAAGAUGCUGAGUCCGUCGAUGUACUUGGCUCAGGAGAACGCUCAGGGUGCCAUCUUGCAUUACAAGUCCAAAAGACGAGGGUUCGCACCGUACGUGAUGGGACAGUUGACGCAGGUGGCCAAAGACUUCUACGAGAUCAACUUGGAGAUCGAGGUCGUGGAGGUGAAGGAGCUGAAGAGGCUGAAUCAGAUCAACACCAUCUUCGCCCUCCGGUUCGACAACCGCGGUUACGUCCAGGAGAUUCGGAACCAGUUGAUGAGCCAGAAGGCCGUGAGUCGGUUGCCCCACGUGAGAGGAAGCGUCGUCCUCAGCCUCUUUCCCUUCUCCGUCGUCUUCAACAAGGAUCUUCAGAUCGUGGACGUGGGGAUCAAGUUGAAGGAGAUCCUCGGCUCGGCCAUCAUGUUGGAUGCCCCCGUCUCCAACUUCUUUGUCAUUCGACGUCCUCGCAUGGACUGGGACUGGGAUUCCUUGUUGCAGUUUCGGGAGGUGAUGUUCGAGGUGGAGGUGGUGCAUUAUAAGGAGAGACGGUUGAGCCACGAAAGUUCUGGAGGAGGUGGAGGAGGCGGAGGGGAAGGGUUGAGUGUCUUCGACGGUCCUGGGUUUCGCAGAAGAGCGUCCAUGAUCAUCAAGGCAUUGGACGUCGCUCACAUCCGACCCUCAAAUCACAUUCACAUUCAGGAAGACGACGGCGACGGAAACGAGAAAUCCUCCCUCCUACUUCGCGGUCAGAUGAGGUUCAUCAACGAGUGGGAUGCCAUCACCUUCCUCUGCAUGCCUCUGAUAGGAGACCUUCAGGAGUUGCAGGAACUGGGGCUGUACCUAACGGACCUGAGCAUGCACGACCUGAGCCGAGAGAUGGUCCUUGCCGGCUGGCAGCACAAUUCCAGACUGGAAGUGUCAUACGAGAAGCAGGAAGAACGAAGUGCGAGAUUGGAGGAAAGCCUGAAUCUACUGGACCAGUGGAAACAACGAAGCGACGAACUCCUUUAUUCCAUGAUUCCCCAGAGCGUGGCCGAUAAACUCCGCAACGGAGACGAUCCCAUCAAUACUUGCCAAAGCUUCGAUGCGGUGACGGUGAUGUUCCUGGAGCUCCUGUUGCUGACCGAGGAAUCUCCGAUGGAGAUGGUGACCUGCAUGAAUACCGUCUUCUCUCUCCUCGACACCAUCACCGACGAGCACAACGUCUACAAGGUGAGUUUCAUGCAAUACCCGAAUACCAGUCACCCGUUUCCCAAGAGAAAAAACGCUGCUAUCGUUCCGAGUUCGACGUGCAUCAUUUACUGCAGAUGA